AUGGGAGGUCAGCCUGCGCUGGUGGCCCCAGAUGGCCCAACGCUGGCCUGGCUUAGAUUGGCGCGUCUUUGCUCUUGCCACGCCCCCUCUGCGCUAGGAUUGGCUCCGUACUGGGUGCCCGCCCACCAGCCGCCGGACAUGGCGUCUCAGCUCAGGCUCCGCUCCGCGCUGGCCCUGGUCACAGGCGCGGGUAGCGGAAUCGGCCGGGCCGUCAGUGUGCGCCUGGCCAGAGAGGGGGCCACUGUAGCCGCUUGCGACCUGGACAGGGCGGCGGCCUGCGAGACGGUGUGGCUGCUGGGCGGGCAGGGGAGCGAGGAGGUGGCGCCCGGCGGCACCCACGCCGCCUUCCAGGCUGACGUGUCUGAGGCCGGGUCAGUCAGGCGCCUGCUGGAACAAGUGCAGGCCUGCUUUUCUCGCCCGCCAUCUGUCGUCGUGUCCUGUGCGGGGAUCACCAGGGAUGAGGUUCUGCUCCGCAUGUCUGAGGAUGACUGGGACAAAGUCAUUGCUGUCAAUCUCAAGGUGGCGACCUCUGAACCUGUGGCUUCUAGCUCCUCCAGCCUGGGGGAGGGAGCUGGAAGAAGACUGUCACUCCAGCUGCCUUGUUACUCUCCUCACCAGGGCAUCUUUCUAGUCACUCAGGCUGCAGCCCAAGCCCUGGUGUCCAGUGGUUGCCAUGGGUCCAUCAUCAACAUCAGUAGCAUCGUAGGGAAGGUGGGGAACAUGGGACAGACAAACUACGCAGCAUCCAAGGCCGGAGUGAUUGGGCUGACCCAGACUGCAGCUCGGGAGCUUGGACGACAUGGGAUCCGCUGUAACUCUGUCCUCCCAGGGUUCAUUACAACACCCAUGACACAGAAAGUGCCACAGAAAGUGCUGGACAAGGUGAUUGGAAUAAUCCCGGUGGGACAUAUGGGGGAUCCUGAGGAUGUGGCAGAUGUGGUCGCAUUCUUGGCAUCUGAAGACAGUGGAUACAUCACAGGGGCCUCAGUGGAAGUCACUGGAGGUCUUUUCAUGUAACUGCCUCACGGACCCUGGACUCUGCUUACUCCCCCACCACUCUACCCGGCCUCCUGCUGAUGAGGACUCUGAGUUCCCAGGCUACAAAAGGGGUGGCAGUGUAUGGCUCUGAAAUGCUGAAUAUGGGAGGCAGGGGUGCUUGUGACCCUAAUAAAUUCCAAAUCCUCUUCCCUGCCA
This is a messenger RNA of Mustela lutreola (European mink), 1194 nucleotides long. It is a transcript of the gene HSD17B8, whose product is annotated as hydroxysteroid 17-beta dehydrogenase 8. NCBI's taxonomy places the organism in Eukaryota, Metazoa, Chordata, Mammalia, Carnivora, Mustelidae. The transcript is spliced from 9 exons. The record is from RefSeq and is a predicted model, not a curated record. Gene Ontology annotation, molecular function: estradiol 17-beta-dehydrogenase [NAD(P)+] activity. The coding region runs from base 1 to 1017 and encodes 338 amino acids. Gene Ontology annotation, biological process: estrogen biosynthetic process.